Messenger RNA from Hypoxylon fragiforme, 2603 nucleotides. RefSeq names its product ribosome biogenesis protein erb1. The record is from RefSeq and is a predicted model, not a curated record. The coding region runs from base 89 to 2401 and encodes 770 amino acids. NCBI's taxonomy places the organism in Eukaryota, Fungi, Ascomycota, Sordariomycetes, Xylariales, Hypoxylaceae. Gene Ontology annotation, molecular function: ribonucleoprotein complex binding; protein binding. Gene Ontology annotation, biological process: maturation of LSU-rRNA from tricistronic rRNA transcript (SSU-rRNA, 5.8S rRNA, LSU-rRNA); ribosome biogenesis. The transcript is spliced from 2 exons. Gene Ontology annotation, cellular component: preribosome, large subunit precursor; PeBoW complex.
UUUUUUUUUCUUUUUUUCUUUUUUUCUAAGAGAAAACAUCUUCAACCCUUUCAAGAUCUUGCAGCGCAGAAUUUCACAAUUCGUGCAAAUGGUUUCCACCAGAUCCAGCCUGAAGCGCAAAGCUUCCUUGGUUGAGGUCAAUAAUAUACAAGAACCUCAAUCCGAUGAUGAGUUCGGAAACGGUCUUCUGGAGGGGGUGCUAGACGGCGAAUCCGAUGAAGAGGAAGAAGACUCCGAAGUAGAUGAGGAAACUGAUGGUGACGAUGAUGUAGAAGGAACUUCACUAGGUUCAGGGGACGAAGACGAAAUAAACAGCGACGACAUACCAACUGAUGACGAGAGCAUAGAAAAGAACCAGUCAACGUUAAAAAAUGGAGUUGAACCCAACCAAGAAGACACUGGUCCCCAUUACAAGAUCGAGACCGAUGCCAAUGGAGGAACGAGAUAUGUAUACGAUGACAUUGACCCCGUAUACGACUCGGACGACUCAGACGCCCAAGGACCUGUCAACACCAUUGGUGACAUACCUCUCUCUUUCUACGAUUCAUACCCUCACAUAGGAUAUGACAUCAACGGAAAGAAGAUCAUGCGCCCUGCCACAGGCGAGGCGCUAGAUGCGCUAUUGGAUAGUAUCGAAGUGCCAAAGGGAUGGACUGGUCUUACUGACCCUGCGACUGGCAAGCCAUUGAAGCUGAGUCAGGACGAGUUGGAGUUGCUACGACGAGUCCAGAUGAAUGAGGUCCCUGAGGAAGGAUAUGAUCCAUAUCCGGAUACUGUCGAGUGGUUCACUAGUUUCGAGGAGAUAAUGCCAUUGAGCUCUGCGCCAGAGCCGAAGCGACGUUUCUUACCUUCGAAGCACGAAGCUAAGCGAAUAAUGAAACUAGUCAAGGCCAUUCAGGAAGGCCGAAUAUUACCUUACAAGCCUCCAGAGGAGAGGGAGAGGGAACUAGAAGAGGAGGAGGAAGUGCAUUAUGACUUAUGGGCUGACGAGGUACCUCGACCGCCAAACGUAAUGCACAUCCCAGCGCCUAAACUUGCUCCUCCUGGUUAUGAUCUAAGCUACAACCCACCUCCAGAGUAUCUCCCUACAGAGGAGGAAAGGAAGGCCUGGGAAGAGAUGGAUCCUGAAGAGCGAGAAAAGGAAUACUUGCCCCAAAGAUACGGUUCGCUGCGAAGAGCCCCUGCGUAUGAACGCUUUAUCAAUGAGCGUUUUGAGCGAUGCCUUGAUCUUUAUCUUGCGCCACGAAUACGGAAGAAUAGGCUCAACAUCGAUCCGAAUUCAUUGCUCCCGAAACUUCCCCGCCCCGAGGAAUUACGGCCUUUCCCAACUAUCGCAUCGAUAGAAUUCGCCGGCCAUGAGGGUAGAGUGCGAUCAGUUUCGGUUGAUCCGACGGGUGAAUGGUUAGCAAGUGGUGGUGAUGAUGGCACAGUAAGAGUGUGGAGCCUGACUGACGGUAAAGAACGAUGGAAAGUCAAGCUUAGCAAUGAGGAUCCAGUCGAUAUGGUAAGAUGGCGACCCGGCCCGGAAGCGCAUAUCCUCUCAGCGGCUGUGAGCGAGGAUAUUUUCCUUAUGGUCCCAUCGUACUGGAACCCAGCACUGGAACAGGCUAGCCGAGAUAUACUAGACGCAGGGUUUGGUUAUGCCGCCAACGCCAAGCAACUCAUGACAGCCAAUGGUGCAAGAAAAGACCCGCCUGCAAAAUGGUCACGACCAGGAGCGCGCCUCGAAGACGAGGGGGUCUUGCUAAAGAUCACAGUUCGUUCACCGGUGAAAACCAUCAGCUGGCACCGACGAGGGGACUUUUUCUGCACUGUAUCCCCCAGUGGACAACGAAGCUCGGUCGCCAUUCACACUCUAUCCAAGCAUCUCACCCAGAUUCCAUUCCGAAAGCUAGCUGGAUUGGCACAGACGGCAGCAUUUCACCCAUCGCGACCACUUUUCUUUGUGGCUACCCAACGAUCUAUUCGCUGUUACGAUCUUCAAAAGCAAGAGCUGGUCAAAAACAUCCAACCCGGGGCGCGUUGGAUCUCCUCAUUUGACAUACAUCCUGCUGGUGACAAUUUGGUUGUUGGAUCAUAUGAUCGCCGUUUGCUCUGGCACGAUCUUGAGAUGUCAAACCGGCCGUACAAGACGAUGCGGUUCCACCCUCAAGCUAUCAGAGCUGUGAAGUUUCACCGUAGCUUCCCAUUGUUCGCUGAUUGUAGCGACGACGGGACUCUGCAAAUCUUCCACAGCAAGGUUGUGAGCGACCUAAUGGAAGGACCAACUAUUGUUCCUGUAAAAAUGCUCAAGGGUCAUAAGGUAGUUAAUAGGCUUGGUGUGACGGACAUCGACUGGCAUCCCCAUCAUCCUUGGUGUGUUAGUGCCGGAGCAGAUGGGACUUGUAGAUUAUGGACAUGAUCAGGUCGGGUUAAUGAAAAAAUAAUAGUUUAGGAUGCUCAGUGUCCUCCGAAUAGGGUUCACGAUACUUACUUUGUAAAAAUUCAUAUAGCGAUGGCGUCAAAGGGAGAUUUACCUACUUCAAGUCGGUACAUAAUAGUUCACAUCUUUCUGUGUUCUUGUCUCUCCCCGCUGGCCGCUUUCCUUCUUCCUUGUUUCCCCU